Dovyalis caffra is the source of this 966-nucleotide messenger RNA. The record is from the annotation of a GenBank genome assembly. NCBI's taxonomy places the organism in Eukaryota, Viridiplantae, Streptophyta, Magnoliopsida, Malpighiales, Salicaceae.
AUGGAUUGGUUACACAAACUUCUUUUCUGUGCCUUUCUUAUUUUUGCAACAGCUGUUGGUGGAACUCUAGCAGAUGUCACAGUGACUGGUACUGUCUUUUGUGACCAAUGCAAGGAUGGCCAAAUAUCUCUCUUUGACUAUCCCAUUUAUGGAAUCAAAGUUACAAUGGCCUGUGCUGAUGGUAAUAGUCAAAUCACAACGUCAAGGGAAGAGACUACAAAUUGGUUUGGAAACUAUAUAAUGAGGUUUGAUGGCAGCCCAGAUUUGAGCAAUUGUUAUGCUCAGGUGUCAAGCAGUGGUCAGGGUUCAAAUGGCUGUGGUGUAUCAGCUGGUCCUGCCCAAAAGCUUAGACUAACGUUCAGGAUGUUUGAUACGGAGUUUUACUCGGUGGAUACUUUGCUCACUGAGCCUGCUGAACCCAUGUCUUUUUGUCCAAGGUCUGCAAACCCCGUGCCUACACCUGUAACGCCUGUAAUGCCUCCAGCACCCAUAACUCCUACAACACCUCCUCCAGCUUUCAGGCUUCCUCCAAUGCCUCGAUUGCCUCCACUGCCUCCCUUGCCUCCCAUGCCACCAGCUCCAUUCCUAGAAGCAUCAGCAUGUCCACACCAGAACUGGACUAUGCCAGAGUACAAAUGCUACUGGAGGGCAGUGAACCCUGACAUGAAGGUAGGUGUUGUUUUCGGGUUGCUUGCGACUCGAAGAUAUGGUACAGAUAUGACAUUAUGGCAAGGUCUGCAAGGGAGAGGUGACCCUUAUAGGACUCUUCUGAGAGAAGGAACAACCGCCCUCCUGAACUCUUAUAACAGUAUAGAGUUCCCUUAUAAUGCAAUAAGUGUUGUCACACGCAUGAAUUGGGCCUUAAUGGGUUCCCAAAGAAGUGUCCUCCUAACAGCUCUGAGAUUCAUGAGGGCUAAUUCUGGUUAUGGUGGCAGAGUCGCCUGCAAAUUCACUACUUGCAAAUGA